UUGAAGAAAGAACUAAAAUUUAUAGCAAAUCGGAGUGGCACAUAGUAAAUUAUGGAACAGAGGAUUCCAUCAACAAUGAAUUAGCCAACAACUCAAAUUUUAUAAGGUUAGAAUCGAAAAUUUAUAAUCCAAAAAAAUUUAAAAUUGAUCGAAUUACCUGCAAGUCUGCAACUCGUAUAGUCCACAAUCUGAUUGGACUACCCCAAAUCUGAUGGAUUGGCUCUAUUGAUAUCCCUGCAUAGUCUCUAUAAAAGCAAGAAUUUUAUCUUUUCCUUUCGAUUCAUGAAAUGCAAUCAGCAGUGAUGCUGCUACUCUCCCUCUUCCUCUUGGUGGUGCUCCCUGAAUCGUCGGCGGCGGGGCUGUGUCACCCCGACGACAGGCGCACGCUGACGGCAUUCAAAAACAGCUUCACGAGCCCCGACCCUUUCUCGUCGUGGGGUCCCCCCUUCUUCGACUGCUGCGACUGGAACUCCGUCAGCUGCGACCAGACCACCGGCCGCGUCACCGGCCUCGACGUAGGCCGUUACAGAGACCUCACCGGCACCAUCCCUCCAUCCCUCGCCAACCUAACCCACCUCGUAGUUCUCCGCCUCCACAAAAUGGACAAACUCGCCGGCCAAAUCCCGCCCGCACUCGCCCAAUUAUCUCAGCUGAAAUUCCUCAUCAUAAGCUGGACUAAUAUCUCCGGACCCAUCCCAGAUUUCUUCACACGCUUGAAGAAUCUAGAACACCUUGAUCUUUCCUUCAACCGCCUCUCCGGCUCAAUCCCUCCUUCUCUCCCAACUCUCCCAUUCCUCUCCGCCAUUGAUUUGAGCCGAAACCAGCUCACCGGGCCCAUCCCACAGACGUUCGGGCGCUACUUCCCGAAAACUGCCCCAGCAAUCAUCAACCUCUCCCACAACAAGCUGUCGGGCCCACUUCCGUCUUCCUUGUCCAGCGUCAACUUCUCGUCCAUCGAUGUUUCUAGAAACAAUCUGUCGGGAGAUGCAUCGGUGUUCUUCGGUGAAGGGAAGAUGACGAGCAGCAUCGACAUUUCGAGGAACGGGUUUGAGUUUGAUCUGUCGAAGGUGAGGUUCAUGGAGGGGGUGGAUGCGGUGGAUAUAUCGCAUAACAGGAUUUACGGGGAGAUUCCGCAGCAGAUCACGGAUGCUGUGUUCUUGCAGUUUUUGAAUGUUAGUUAUAACAGAUUGUGUGGGGAGAUUCCGACGGGGUGGAAGUUGAGGUAUAGGUCUGAGGCUUGGGAUAAUUCCUCGUUUUCGCAUAAUCGAUGCCUUUGUGGGAUUCCAUUGGAUCCAUGCAAGUGAGUCUCAAAUUGCAAUCUCAUGUUUGUUUCUGCUAAUCGAUUAUGAAGAAGCGUAUGAAUCAUGGAUGCAGGUUCUUUGA
Salvia miltiorrhiza (redroot sage) is the source of this 1383-nucleotide messenger RNA. RefSeq names its product polygalacturonase inhibitor-like. Bases 288 to 1304 code for a protein of 338 amino acids. NCBI's taxonomy places the organism in Eukaryota, Viridiplantae, Streptophyta, Magnoliopsida, Lamiales, Lamiaceae. The record is from RefSeq and is a predicted model, not a curated record. Gene Ontology annotation, molecular function: protein binding. The transcript has a single exon.